CUAGCUCCAUAUGGCCCUGCCUCCAAAAUCCAUCCAUACCCGCCGCCACAACCGAAAACCCUAAACCCAUGGCGCCGCCACCGCAAAGCCUCCCUCUCCGUCCCCAAAACCCCAGCGCCGCCACCUUCCCCACCCAUGGUGCGGCAUCCUAAGCCCCCUUCUCCCUCCCCGCGCCCGCCGCCCUCGGACUCGGACACCGGCAUCGGCUUUGACCCCGUCGAGGAGUGGCUCGUGGACUUCGACCCCGCCAUGUCGGGCGAGCUGGGGAGCCCAGCCAAGGGCCUCGGACCCGCCGAGGAGGCGGUGCUUCCUCACGCGCCGGCGCCGACGACGACGACCUGCGACGACAGCGCUGGAAAGGUCUCGGAUGGUUCGGCGGCGCUCAAUAGCUGUGAGUUCGGUAUGAAACGGGAGCCCGUCCAGGCCGGAGAUUUUUGCGGCGGCGAAAUCGGAGAGAAGGCUGAGAUGGUGGGCGGCAGACUGGACGUGCUGCUUGCCCCGGAUCAGCUUCUGGCGUCGGGGAUUGGUGAUUUGGCAGUGAAAGAGGAUGUCUCCGAGCAAGCAGUUGCUAUCGAGAUGGCUGCCGCCCCUGCCGAUGUUGAGAUGAAUACCGCGGUGUCAGGCGGCAAGGAGGAGCAGGAAAGCAGGGAGGAAGAGUCGGAGAGUAGCGAGGAGGAGGAGUCGAGCGAGGCUUCCUCGAGCAGCGAGGAUGAAGAGCAGGGGGACAAGAAGGAUGAGGAGUCGAGUGAAGCCUCGUCAAGCAGUGACGAGGAAGAGCUGGAAGCCAUGAAACUUGGUGGUGCUGGUGGCAAUAGCUUGGAGGCCCUCCUUGAGGAGGGUGAAUUGAUGGUUGGGAGCGAUGAAGAGGAUGAGGAACCGAAGGGCCGCAGCAAAUCCAAACAUGAAGCAGAGAUCCUUCCUCCAGUCCCAAAGAUUGAAAUACAAUUGGAGCCACAUCAUCAGACUCUUCCAGUAGGGACUAUCUCAGCUAUUAUGGGGGAGAGAGUGAUUGUUGAAGGAUCAGUCCAACACAAUCCCCUGAAUGAAGGCUCAAUUCUCUGGAUAACAGAAAGCAGGAUACCCCUUGGUAUUGUCGAUGAGUUAUUUGGACCUGUAAAAAAUCCGUACUAUCUGGUGCGGUACAACUCUGAGGAAGAAGUUCCUGCAGGGAUCAGUGCAGGAACCAGCGUCUCUUUUGUAGCGGAGUUUGCUGAUCACAUCCUGAACAUGAAGGAGCUCUAUGCGAAAGGUUAUGAUGCAUCCGCAGACAAUGACGACCAAGAAGAUGAACCUGAAUUCUCCGAUGAUGAGAAGGAGGCCGAGUACAAAAGGUCACUUCGCCAAGCAAAAAGGCAGACUGAUAGACAGCAUGAGCCAAAUAAGCAUUCUGGCGAUAAGAAGAGAUCACAGCCCAGAGGUGGCGGCUUUCGGAAGGACAUGCCACCAAGGAACCGGGAUGCACCAAUACCAGGUCAGCAGUCACAUCCCCGUUUUCACUCCUCAGACAUGGCUCCUGCAGUUGCUGAAAAUAAGGCACGCUCAUUGGGGCCUCAGAACGCUCCUAUGAGUUCUCCAACCAUGCUGCCACCUGGCCCAAUGAAUCCUGCCAUGCCAUCACCAGUUCAUCUUGCAAAUCAGAUGGGCGGCUGCUUCAUCAAUCCAGCACAGCAGUUCUUGCCACAGCAGCCGAACAUGGUUUGGCCUGGUGGGCUUCCUCCACCGCCCCAUGCGAACAUGGGGGUAGACGGAGCUGCCCUCGCUGCCAGCAUCAUGCAGAACCUGCUUGCCGGAGCAAACCAGUUCCAGCAACAGAUGCAGAACCAGAACUUUGGCGGUUUCCCGAACCAAAUGCCCAUGCCCUUCCCGCAAUUCAUGCCCCAGACUGGAAUGCCCGCAAAUCAGUUGCCAUUCGGUGGUGGACCCCCGGCUGGGAAUUCCCUGUUUGGUGCAGCACCUCAAAUGCCUAUGGGGCAAGGCAACUUUGGCCAACUGCCUCCACACAUGGUCUCCGGGAAUAGGCAGGAACAGGGACCCCGUCCUGGGCUCCCAGAUGACCCCCGAGGAUUCACAAACCCAGCGCAACCCCAUGGAGAUGGAGCUGAGCAUUCACCUCCCCAGUUCAGUUCUGGGCAGUUUAACCAAGGGAGCUCGUCCUUCCGUGGCGGAAGGCCGCAGCGCGGUGGCCGGCAUUCCUCAGGCAGAGGUGGCGCACGAGGUGGCCGGCAUCGUAGAUAGGUGUCUGGCACCCGGACUCGGGGGUACUCUUCCCCCUUGUAAUUUUGACUCUUCGUAUCGAACUUGUGCUAUGUUCAGUAUGCGUGUUCCCGUCUAUUCUUAAUCGAGAUACCGGGUUGCUAUAAUGCGAGAAAGUUGUUUCUUGUGAUGAA
This is a messenger RNA of Panicum hallii, 2387 nucleotides long. Its product is annotated as H/ACA ribonucleoprotein complex non-core subunit NAF1. The transcript is spliced from 3 exons. The coding region runs from base 136 to 2235 and encodes 699 amino acids. The record is from RefSeq and is a predicted model, not a curated record. Gene Ontology annotation, molecular function: RNA binding. Gene Ontology annotation, cellular component: sno(s)RNA-containing ribonucleoprotein complex. Gene Ontology annotation, biological process: ribosome biogenesis; box H/ACA snoRNP assembly; pseudouridine synthesis. NCBI's taxonomy places the organism in Eukaryota, Viridiplantae, Streptophyta, Magnoliopsida, Poales, Poaceae.